GACUCAGUUAUUAAGCAGCAACUGGCGUAGCCUGCACUCUUAAAAUGUGGAUUUUCGUAGUAGCUCUUGUGACGCUUCUAAUUCUCGGCUAUCUGUAUUCCACCAGGAAAUUUGACUACUGGAAGAAGAGGAAUGUGCCCCAUUUUCGACCGGUCCCGUUUUUCGGCACCAUCUACCCGGUGCUGAUGCACAAGAGGUCAAUUUCGCAAUACCUCUGCGACGUUUACAACAUGACGGAUUUCUCUUGCGGCGGCUUCUUCCUCUUCGACAAGCCGGCGCUGGUGGCCAAAGAUCCGGACUUAGUCAAGAGCGUUUUGAUGAACGACUUCUCGCACUUUGGGGAUAGGAACACGGCCGAAAAUAAAGAGAACGAUUUACUAAGUGCGGUUUCGUUAUUUAUGCUGAAAAAUUCCGAGUGGGAGGAGGCGAGAUCGCGUUUCACCUCGACCCUGUCUAUGGGGAAGGUGAAGGCCAUGUUCCCCUUGGUGGUAGACGCCGCCGACCGCUUCGUUGAGCACGUCAGGAACGUGGAGCUUUCACGGGAAGUGACGGAGUGCCGCGAAUUGUCAAUUAAGUAUUCACUGGAAGCGCUCUCGGCUUACGCCGUUGGAAUCCAAGCGAACUCCUUUCAGAACUCCGAUUUUUACCAGGCAGCUCGCAACUUACAAAACGCCACCUUCAGCCGCAUAGUGCACUCGAUUUGUUACUUUUUCGCGCACAUGUUCGUAAAGCCAUUCAGGAUGAAGUUUUUGGAACCCGAAUCAGUCAAAUUCGUCACCGAAGUUUUUAAGAAGAAUGUGAAACUGAGGAGGGAGGUGGAACACACUCGCGUAGGCCUACUGGAGGCACUCAUUAAAAUGGAAGGGGAAUUCAAGAACUACAACAUCGAUAUUCAGGGCUUAGCCAUCAGUCUCGAGUACAUAACGGCCGGAUUCAUGUCUAACGCGACAACCCUCUCCUUUAGCCUGUACGAUCUGUGCGUCAAUCCCAAGCAUCAAAUCCGCCUCAGAGGAGAGAUUCGCUCCGUGAUCGCCAAACAUGGCGGCUUAACCUACGCGGCUUUGCGCGAGAUGGAGUAUCUCGACAUGUGCCUGAAAGAGUCUCUCCGUAGACAACCGAUUUUGGGCUUCCUCGACCGCCUCUGCACGAAAACCUACCAAAUUCCGAACACGGACAUUAUCAUCGACAAGGGGAUUCCAGUCUAUAUUUCCCUUUACGGCUUGCACAACGAUCCCAGGUUCUUUCCCAAUCCGGAAAAGUACGAUCCGGGGCGUUUCGCCCCAGAAAACAGAGACCAAUUGGAACGUUUCGCGUAUCUGCCGUUUGGCGAAGGAAGGCGCAACUGUGUCGGUGUCAAUUUGGCUAACAUGAUUGUCAAAAUGGGAAUAGUGAAGUUGCUGUUGAACUUUGAAAUUGUACCGUCGAAAAGUACACCUGACGAGAUUACCUUGGAACCCAGUGGCUUUAUAACGAUCCCUAAGCGGGAAGAGAUCAACGUGCGCUUUGUUAAGCUUGCAGAAUGAACAUCAGGUGAUAGUGAUUACGCGGGCAUCCGUACCCAUUAAUCUUGCGAUUACGCUAAUGUAAAUAAACAGUUGUUAUUUGUAGAUUAAUAUAACUUUUAAUUGUUCUUAUUUUGAAAUUAAAUUAUUAGUACCAAU
Messenger RNA from Photinus pyralis (common eastern firefly), 1661 nucleotides. RefSeq names its product cytochrome P450 6k1-like. The transcript has 4 exons. The record is from RefSeq and is a predicted model, not a curated record. NCBI's taxonomy places the organism in Eukaryota, Metazoa, Arthropoda, Insecta, Coleoptera, Lampyridae. Gene Ontology annotation, molecular function: oxidoreductase activity, acting on paired donors, with incorporation or reduction of molecular oxygen; monooxygenase activity; iron ion binding. Bases 45 to 1523 code for a protein of 492 amino acids.